GCAGCUGCUGUGCCGUAAACUUUAUCUGUAAGAGCCUUGUGCUAAUUACACUACUGCUUCUACCUUACGUCUUUCUAGCGCCCCGGCCUCAAAGGAUGGCCACUUUACGAGCCGAAUUCUUAACACCGCUACAGCUCCACCGGGGUCUCGAAGGAUGGGCUCUGGUAUCCCUUGAAUUGGGUGUCAUCUUGUCGGCAUCCUGCAUCAUUUAUAAUGUCUUCUUUCACCCGCUACGGCCUGUACCCGGUCCCAAAUCAUGGGCAGCUACGCCGUUCCCUUAUAUCCUUGCCUGGCUGACCGGCCGUCUCCCCAUUGUCAUCCACGAGCUACACGAAAAGUAUGGCGAUGUCGUCCGUGUGGCGCCUAACCGUCUCUCCUUCACCCACCCCGAUGCCUGGAACGCCAUUCGCGGCCAUCGCAAGAACGGACAGGGAGAGCAUGGCAAGGAUCCGACUUUUUACGCCAUGGCUGUUCGCAACAUUCUCGGAGCACCCCGGGCGGACCAUUCCCGCUUUCGGAGGAUCUUGUCCCAUGGCUUCUCGGCCAAGAGCAUGCAAGACCAGCAGCCCCUGAUCACGCGCUACGUUGAUCUGCUGAUGCAACGGCUCAAGGAGAAGACGCACGGCGGAGACGGAGAGCCUCAGCCUGCCGUAGCAGACCUCGCCGCCUGGUUCAACUUCACCACGUUCGACGUGAUCGGCGACCUGGCGUUUGGAGAACCUUUCGGCUGCCUGGAGCAAUCGAGGUACCACGUAUGGGUCAGGACCAUCUUUGAGUCGAUCGGACAAGUUGGGGCCAUGUUAGCGCUUCAGUGGGCAAUCCCUCCUCUGUUCACGAUGUUAAGGCACAUUAACCCCCAUGGACACCACGUUGGCGCUGCCUUUGAAACGCAGACUCAGUACGCCCGUGAUAAGAUCACCAAGCGACUGGCCCUCGAGACGUCACGGCCAGACUUUGUUGAGGCAAUGGCAACAGCAAAGUCUGACGACGGCAGUCUGCUGGCCAUGGAUGAAAUAGUAGCCAACGCGAGGCUCUUGGUUACCGCGGGAAGCGAAACCACCGCCACGGCACUUUCCGGCGCGGCAUAUUUCCUGGCACGGCACCCUGAAGUUCAGGCACGGUUGGCCGAGGAGGUCCGGAAUAGCUUUACUUCCGAAGGCGAAAUCGACCUCUUCUCGGUCAACAAGCUAAAGUACAUGCUCGCGGUCCUGGAUGAGGCCAUGAGAAUGUUUCCUCCUGUUCCUAGCGGGCUUCCAAGAAAAUGUCAUCCAGGUGGGGAUGUCAUUUGCGGAUAUCGAGUCCCCGGGGGUACCUCACUUGAUAUAUGGCCGUCGGCUAUGAAUUACAGCUCCAGGAACUUCACUGCACCCGACAAGUUUAUCCCUGAGCGGUGGUUGGACGAGGCCGAUCCUACGGGGCUGCAGUUGGACAAACGCAGGCAAGCAGCACUGCAGCCAUUUUCAGUCGGGCCGCGCAAUUGCAUUGGAAAGAACCUGGCCUAUGUCGAGAUGAGAUUGAUUCUUGCGAGAUUGACCUGGAACUAUGAUCUCGCUUUCGCGGACCAAGAAACCUCGGACAACUUCCUGCGCUGCAAAGCCUACAUCCUGUGGAUGAAGGGACCACUUAACAUUCGACUGAUUCCAGUCAGGAAAUGAAUCCAGAUGAACCGAGUUGGCGCGAGGCUCACGCGAGGUACAUAUUUCUUCUAAUCAUGUUAAUAAGGUUCAUCUGCACACUUGAUGGUAUCAUAGGCAGAUUGACUUCUCAUUUUCUUACCCGAGCAUAGAUACACCCUAUGGACCCUCGUUAUUAGCU
Thermothelomyces thermophilus ATCC 42464 is the source of this 1815-nucleotide messenger RNA. RefSeq names its product cytochrome P450 monooxygenase. NCBI's taxonomy places the organism in Eukaryota, Fungi, Ascomycota, Sordariomycetes, Sordariales, Chaetomiaceae. The coding region runs from base 96 to 1655 and encodes 519 amino acids. The record is from RefSeq and is a predicted model, not a curated record. Gene Ontology annotation, molecular function: heme binding; iron ion binding; monooxygenase activity. The transcript has 4 exons.